Molecule: messenger RNA, 804 nt
Organism: Colletotrichum lupini
Lineage: Eukaryota; Fungi; Ascomycota; Sordariomycetes; Glomerellales; Glomerellaceae
Exons: 4
Coding region: 1-804 (267 amino acids)
Source: RefSeq, a predicted model, not a curated record
AUGUUUUUCGAGGCAAAUGCAAAAAUCAAACUGGGGUUUCUGGGUCUUACACACAACACAAUUGGCGUGGCCGGGGUUCCAUUUUUCACUUUGCAUCGUGUAGCGCAGGGCUACCAUGAAUCACAUCAAAACGCAGCUAUUUUCACAGUAAGGUGGGAUUUCCGUGAUGGUGUAGCUCUUGACUCAUUUCGUCAUCCUGAUGAACUAAAAAUUCAGCCAAGCUUGACCAGAUUAUGGCCUCAUGAGAGUUGCCAUCCUCUCGCUCGACUCUUCACAGCAUUUGUCUACUGGCACACACACACCCAAUACUACAUUUCCUCUUCAGAUGCAACGUCAAUCAACUGUAGUUCCAUACAUCCGCCCAAUAGUCCCAAGUGGGAUGAAGACAAGGACACCGGAAUUGGCUCUGUGUUGACCUCGUACACCCCGACACACGCACACGCAGAGACGUACGCAUCAGACGGCCCGAACGCGAAAACGCAGACCGCACAUGGAAAACUCGCUUUGUUCCAUGCAUGGUCAAACGCGCUCGCAGUGCGCAAGCGCCGCAUGUUCAUCUCAACUUCGUCGACUCUUACACGGCUUCCCCGAGAAAGCUUCAGCAGUGUGGCUGCAUACACACUUGAGCUUGAAGCAACAACACGACAGGAAGGCGAUACGGCAACGAGCAAGUGUUGUAAUCAGAGGGCCCAAUCCAAGAAUUUAGUUUCCAUUCCAUGCAUUAAGGGCGUCGAGAAGUUUCGUCUAUGCCAUCAAAUCGUUCUGAACAUCGUACAUGCUAUGCGGGUUUUGGAGGAUGGGUAG